UUUAACGGCUGGAACUUUGAAAUUUCAAACAAAAAUAACUAUCUGAACCGACGGAGUGUUAUUGUAGCUUAAUUUUUAAAUGAAAUGUAACUAUCAGUAAAAAUAAUGGAUGCGAAUAAAUUCGUCGCAAACUUGAAAGCAAACGGCGUGGAAAGUGAUAAAUAUGAUUUAGCUAAAAGUUAUAAUGAGUACUGUGAAAUAUUAAGAAAGUUAUCUACAAAAGAUAAAAACUCGUUUUCCUUGAACGUGUUGUGUACAUUGUGCAGAAAUUUAGAAAAAGUGUCCACAUGGCGAGAGAGAAUCGACAACAAGGAACUCUUAAGAUUGACAAUAGAAUGUGUCAGACACACACGCACUCUGGAGGGACCGGAGCAAGUUAAGACGCUAGCCUGUGUAUACCAUGUACAUAAAUAUGUUAUUAAGCAGAACUCUCCGUUGCCACCCGAACUUGUACUGAAGUUAUCUUUCAUGCCGCUCGAAUACGAACAUGACAGCUUACUCAAGGAAUAUUACAAAACGUAUUGGAGCAUUAUAGCUGAUCGACUCACUUAUAUAGAGAAGUUAAAAACCAAAAGAAUGCCAGUAUCGAAAUUGUUAUCAAGACUGAUAGACGAUGUCGUUAAAGUUGUAAUGAUAUAUGAUACUGUUCUAUUUUGUUCAACUUUAUUAGUAUUCCUCGUUAAAAAACUUCAUUACAUCUACAGCGAUUUGGCAGCGAAAGAACUCAAUGAAUCAUUCAGGAAGAUAUUUGAAUGCAUAUCCAAUAAAGAUCUCAAACCAUUUAAAAGUUUAUCCGAGAAAGAGGCUCUUGAUUUAUACGUUAAGUUUAACGACUGCUUAUACAUUAUUACAGAGAAUGCUUCGAAGAUUCAUUUUAAGGAUUCAGUCUUAGAUUCUGUGACGAGGGUCUGUAUUUCUUUACUCGGCCACCGAUCUGAUAUAUUCCACUGUUUUCAAACAUACUUUUUGAAUUCAUUUUGUUUCAUAUUUAAAGAGCAAACUGACGUUAACUUAAUAGAAAAUAUUUUUAAUAGUCUGUGUAUGUCGUGCGAAAUGACUGAGAAAUUAGGCUAUAAACACACUAUGCAUGCAACAUAUCCAUUUAUGAGUCAAUUACUGAGGUUAUUCAUUGAGUAUAAAGUUAAUAAUCUCAAUAAGAAUAGUUUUAAUGAAAAUAUAAUUCAAAGUAAUAUAAAAUUGAUGUUGGUUUUGUUGGAAAAAUUAAAGAAUACCAACCAAAUAGUGAAAUGUGAGAACUGCAGCGUGAAAUCUGGCUUGCAUGAUGGAUUACGUCUGUCGUUCCUCGUAAAACAUUUCAUAACUAUGUCAAUGAACCAAAAUAUACCAAUGAUGAAUAUUCUAACCACCUAUUACGCCUUGGUUGAACAACAAUAUGUAAUACUGAAAGAUUUAAAGACACUAGGGUGUGUCAAUCAAGAGAAAUGCUUCAGGAAACUCCAAACUGACGUACACAAUACAGCGAUAACGUUAAACAAAUCCCAGUGCUACGAAUAUUCGAUAAAGUUAUUCGAGAUUUAUCUUCAAAAUGAGUUGAAUAAUAUUAAAAGUGACGUUGAAUUGAAGAAUAUCAGCCGAGCUUUGUAUAAUAAAAGUAUUUGUGAGCUUGAGUUUAAAAGCUUUGAGGAAUCAUUGAAGAACGCAUACUUGAGUUUAAUCUUCUCGUUACCCGAAGGUCUUUGUUCGGAGAAGUUCAUGAGUUUAGUAAUGGAUAUUAAGGCGAAAGCUUUGAAGAGUGUGACGGAAGACGCUGAUAGUGAAAGCAAUGAAUUACAAAUCAUGUCCGUCUUAGAAGUAUGCAAGUCGUUGUAUGAUGACAGCUGUUAUGGGGAUUUGAAGCCAUUUAUGAAGAGUUUAACAUUCAGCGCCCUCUUAAAACACGAGUUCGCGAUGUACGUGAAGCUGUGGCCGUCCAUCGUGCCGAUCGCCGGCGUGUGGAAGUCUCUGAACGAUUUGGUCAACGGCAAACAUCAAUGGGUCAAAGAUGAAAGCAAGGAAACAUUACAAUGGACGCUCUUCGAGAUAGUCAUGGAGACGCCGACGGCCGUGCGGACGAUACACGACGACAGCUACAGGGAAAUCGUCAAGCAACUCUUGGAGCACUUCGACGCCAAGCAAGCAAACACCUUCCAAGAGACGAUAGUGCACGCCGCCCUGAUGUGCCUCCAGUCGGAGUACGACAUCGCGGAUGCGAGUCAGAAGUACGGGUGGAAGGUCGCGGAAAAUACGCUCGACCCGGAGCAGGCGGAGGUGUCGCGCACGGUGGAGCAGGAGCAUCGCGCCGUCUCGCUCGCACGCCGCGCCGUCGCCGCGCUCUCCCGCGCGCUGGCCGCCGCGCCCCCCCGGGACCGCGCCGAGACGUCAGCGUCCCUCGUCCGACACGGCCUGCAGCUGUUCCAGGUGUCGACGCAGCAGCUGCUGCUCCUGCGGCGGCUGGGCGACGGGCUGCAGCUGGCGCACGCGUGCUGCGAACUCGCCGAGCUCGUCGGCGACGAGGAGGCGCUGCUGCGCGGCGCGGGCCGUCUGCUGCGCGCGGCGCGCUCGCGGCGCCCGGCGCUCGACGCGCUGGCGUGGCGGGCCGCGCCCCGCGCCGCCGCCCUGCUGCGCGGGCCGCGCUGCGUGGACGCCGCGAUCGCCUUCCUGUGCGAGCUGGCGGUGCGUGCGAUACUCUUCCAGUGGCGACCCUGCGACGCGGGCCGAGGAGCGGUCUCGUUGAUUUUGCGAGGAAGCGUAACAAGGCGGCUGUUGCAGAUGUACUGGAGCCGCGGCGGGGCCGGCAGGGGCGCGGCGGCGCGGCUGCUGCGCGCGGCGCAGGCGCACUCGCUGCGCGCGCACGCGCGGCACGAGGACGCCAACCUUCAAUUGUCCACGGGUCGUCUGAUGGAGGCCCAGGCGCUGCUCAGUCCCGACUCGGGUCUGAGUAAGCUGAGUGCGGUCAACGGUCUGCAGCGUCACUACCUCGCUGCUUCCAACAAUUCGCCGCGCUGGAGCGGGCGGCGCGCGUGGGCGCUGGCGGCGCGGGCGGCGCUGGGCGGCGCCAGCGUGCGCGCCGGCGCGCAGGGCCGCGCGCUGCGCUUGCUACGCCGGGCGGCCGCGGCCGCGGCGCCCGCGCUGCCGCGCUGCUCUGCGCUGCGCUGCGCGCUGCUCUACGCGCUGUGCACGGACGCCGCGCGCGCGGACGACGCGCAGGUCAAAAUCGACAAUCGUCUCAAAUACAUCCUCGGGCUGCGCUCGUCGAGCGACGCGUCGGUCGGUCGCGCGGAGACCCCGAAGCGCGAGGAGUUCACCCCGCAGCGGGAGCAGCUGGAGUCCAUGCUGGACAGCAUGUUCAAGAGGACGCAAGUGAGCCCGUCGCUGCCCUGCACCGCCAUCCCGGCCUCCCGCACGCCCGCCUCCCUGCGGCACCCGCGCGCCUGCGAGUGCCACGCCUGCGCGCUGCCCGACUGCGCCAUAGUCGCGUGCCUCAUCUGUCAUCUCGAAGCCUCGAUGUACUAUCGGGCGAAGGAGUUCGAUAUCGCGCAGAACUACUUCGACGGCGCCACGAAAGCCUUCGGCUUGGCAGAGAUUAAGUUGAAACACAUCUUUGAUGACUACGGCCAGAAAUACGACGAGACAGUUGUCGAAAUAACGAGAGAAAUUGCCGAGAGUCACUUCCGGAGCGUUCAGCUGGAGUUCUUGAUAGAGUUGUGUCUCUUCGAACUGUCCCGAGGUGAGAUCGGAAAGUCGGACGACACGUUGAUAAGGAUCCACGAACUCGUAGCGGAUGAUAAGAAUAUUGACGUUUACUUACAAAACGAAAUCUCAAAUCUCAUGGUGGCCUCGGCGCAGUUGAGAGAAAGCACCAAGGUGCCCAAAGAAACGGGCUUAGAGAACGAAUUGGAAAGCCUCAAGUUAAGCCCCGUUGUGCUCGCGGAGCCGCAGACGACACCGGAAACAAAGAACGCUGUACCAAAAACAGACACGGUUGUCGUAGUCAAAGCCGAAGAUUUACCAAAGAAACGCAAAGUCAUCAAACUGAACUUUGACGACGUGAGUACGGAAGAGAGACAGGAGAAAGCUAAACCCAAAAAACAUCAAUUCAAAAUUCCGGUUCCAGUGACUUCCAAACCAGUUUUGGAGAAGAUGACGCCCAGACCGACCCGGUCUAGACCGGAGAUAGUAAUACAGCAGCCGUCCAUUGAUCAAUCGUUCAACGUAUUCACACCGAAGUCAGAAGAAAAUGGGGAAUUUUUCACACCUUGUCAGUCCACUCCGGCCGAACAGUUCUUCACUCCGAUGACUUCAAUGAAAACUUACUCAAAACGUGUUGUUAAAAAUUUGGAAGCUGAAUUUUCGACGCCGAAAGGCAAGGAGAACUCACAGGUGGAGAGCAAACUGCGCUCGAGAUCCAGGGUCGAAACUGGGUCAGUCCAGGGUAUUAAAGACAAGAGGACGCUGAAAAGAGCGACGAGUCCUGGGAAAUUGCCGCAAGAGAAACCAACAACGCGCUCGAGGAGAAUAAGACAGCCAGUGCUGGAUGAUAGGAAAUGAAGCGUCCCAUUUGAAUAAGAAUAUUGAAUUUACUAAGCACAUAGAUGUAUAAUUACAGUUUACCCGGUUCCAAUCGAAGGAUAAAGAUGCGAUUUGCUAACAGCUCUAUCAUUUUACUGCAAACGGUUCUAGAUUAAUGUAUAUCAAUUUGAAUACAACACUUUUCCACUUGACUUGACUUCCAAAGUUCAUAUUGUCAAAAACGCCAUAUUGUCGCGAUUCCGUAAUGAAUAUCAUAGAUUAUUGGAGAUCUCGACCAAUGACAUCGCGUCGAAUCAAUGUCAGCUCUUUAUUUGUCUUCAAUCCUCUCAGUCUGAAUAAAUUUUAGUAUUAAUUAAAUUAAUUUUCGUUAAGUUUUAUUCAUCUGAAUUUGUUGUGAAAAUUCGAUUACCGAUGUAAUUAUAUAUGGCAGUCAAAAUUAAAUUAAUUUAUAGAAAAAGUUGUCAUCUUGAACAAAACAUACAUGUAUAGUAACAUACGUUUCAUCUUCUCUUUGGAGGCCUUUAAUAAUUGCAGUCCUAACCACUGGAGUACGUGAGUGUGCUAAAUGUAAACCUAUCAUGGCGACAAUUAUGUGUCAGUGGUCUUCAGCCAUAUUCGACAUUUUAUAGCAAUUGUAUAUCGGCUGCGCCGUUGGGAAGUUUAGCGACGAACAGUAAACUUAUGUAAUGACUUAUGUGUAA
Vanessa atalanta (red admiral) is the source of this 5231-nucleotide messenger RNA. RefSeq lists its product as uncharacterized. Lineage: Eukaryota; Metazoa; Arthropoda; Insecta; Lepidoptera; Nymphalidae. The record is from RefSeq and is a predicted model, not a curated record. The transcript is spliced from 13 exons. The coding region runs from base 106 to 4548 and encodes 1480 amino acids.